AUACACUUGGUCAUCCCUGCGCUGAACCAAACGACCGCGAUGGUCUGAGUUUGGAGAGUUGACGUGGCAAAUUCCCAUUGGCUGGUGCUAUGUGGAAAUUCACGCCAAAGAGACGUUUGAACAACGCGCCGCCGGCGCUCACUCUCUCAGAUUUCUGAACCAAGUAAAUCUCGAAAAACCCCACUAUUCAACGAUUCUCUUUGCCAGCAGCUGCGAAAUGGCGGUGCGUGCGGCUGCAUCUCGAUUCCCCAGCGAUCCUGACGCCUUGGAGGUGUCGGGGCUGCCGUGGGGGGUGACUGUGACGCCGUUCGCCACCAAGGACGAGAACGGUAUUUCGCCGGUGUACGGAUCGGACGGACACCUUUUGCCGCGGUGCGAGAACUGCUGGGCGUACUACAAUACCUACUGCGAGCAGGAGCAGUGGGCCUGGACCUGCGCUCUCUGUGGAACCCUCAAUGGUCUCUCUUCUCAAUCCAUUGCUCGCUAUUCACUCCCUGAUUCCUGCCCCGAGAACAUGUCGUCCUUCGUUGACCUUGAGUUGCCAUUGGAAGGAUCCGAGGAAAUGCAGGCGCGUCCUGUAUAUGUGGCAGCAGUUGAUCUUGCGUCCUCAGAGGAGUUUUUGGAACUCGUCAAAAGUGCUCUUCUAGCUGCCUUGGAAGGUCUUGGGCCUGGAUCUCUAUUUGGCCUUGCUACCUUCAGCCAUAAAAUUGGUUUAUAUGAUGUUCAAGGACCUAUUCCUGUAGUGAAGAAUGUCUUCAUCCCACCCGAAUCUGAUGGUACCUUGCCUAUGGAACUCGAGGAUGUCAUGCCCUUAUCUUCGUUUCUAGCUCCAGUGGAUACAUUCAAAGAUUGCAUUGCAUCUGCACUUGAGACAUUGCGGCCUACCACUUCAUGGGAAAGAACUUCAGCUGCAGGCCAAGGAUUAGAUGGAGUUUUGCUGGGUGGAAGAGGCUUUGGAUCAGCAAUGGAAGCUCUAUUUAAUUACCUUGGGUCUGAAUACGGAAAUACAUUUGCAUUAGCUAGAGUUUUUGCCUUCAUAUCUGGCCCCCCUGAUUAUGGAGCUGGCCAACUAGACACAAGACGGUAUGGUGAACAAUAUGCUAGCAAAGGAGAGGAUGCAGACUGCGCUUUACUUCCUGAGCAGACGCCAUUUUAUAAAGAUUUGGCUGCUGUUGCUGUUCAAUCUGGUGUUUCAGUGGACAUAUUUGCAGUGACAAAUGAAUAUACCGAUUUAGCAUCUUUGAAGUUUUUAAGUAUUGAGAGUGGGGGCUCAUUGGCUUUGUAUACAAGCACUGAUGACUCAACACUUCCUCAAGACAUAUACCGCAUGUUAAGUCGACCAUAUGCUUUUAAUUGUGUCUUGCGUCUAAGGACAUCUUCUGAAUACAAACCUGAUCAUUCUUAUGGGCAUUUCUUUCCAGACCCGCAAUAUGAAAAUGUUCAACAUAUAAUAUGCUGUGAUGCUUUUGCCACAUAUGCGUAUGAUUUUGAGUUUACAAAUAAUUCUGGUUUUUCCAGGCAUACUAGAGCACUUCCUAUGCUUCAAGUUGCAUUCCAGUACACAGUUGUAGUGCCUCCUGGUGAACUUGCAAAUUCGGAAUCAAGUCUUACAAGUAGAAAAAAGCAUUCCCUGAAGAGGAGGCUAAGGAUAAGAACUAUGCAGUUUGGAGUUGCUUUUGAGAUCAAUGAAAGUUAUGAUAGUGUUGAUUCUGAAGUGGUGCUUUCUUUACUUGUUCACAAGGUCAUUAAAUCUUCGUUGGAAGAAGGUAUACGAGAAGGAAGAAUGCUACUCCAUGACUGGCUAGUAAUUCUUACAGCUCAGUACAAUGAAGCUUGCAAACUCUCAGAGUCUGGACGUGGGACUUCAAACAUGGCUCAUAUCGAUGUUUCUUUCUCCCAAUGCCCACAGUUGCAGCAUCUCCCUCGCUUAGUUUUUGCUCUCUUACGAAACCCUCUUCUCCGCUUACACGAAGAAGGUGUACAUCCAGACUAUAGAAUAUACCUCCAGUGUCUGUUCAGUGCAUUAGAACCUUCUUCUCUUCACCUGGCUAUAUAUCCACUGCUGUCCUCGUUUGCAUCGCCGGAUAAACAAGCUUACCCUCGCCACUCCCUGAGCCGUGCAGCAUUGAUAACCAGCGGCAGCCCCAUAUUUUUCCUCGAUGCUUUCACAGUUCUCAUCGUCUACUAUUCAUCUACAGCUGACCCUUCACUCCCUUUUCCUCCACCUCAGGACUGUUUACUGAGAACAAUAAUAAACAAGCGGAAGCAGGAGCGAUGCAUCACCCCGAAACUCAUAUUCAUGAGAGCAGGCCAGGACGAUGCAACGCCAUUUGAGAAUUUCCUUAUAGAGGAACAAGAUGUAGAAGGGAAUGGGUUCACGAGCAUCAUGGGCUUUGUGUCCUUCCUUGAAGAAAUCCAUCAGGGUGUGUUAGAGUACAUGAAAUGAAGUGAUGCAAGUCGGAGAAAGGAUAUACAUUCUGCUUUUGAGUGGUCUCUGUCAAGCGACAUAUAUCGGUCUCCAACGGGCUACCAACAUUGUCGACACUAGUCACCCUCCCACGGUUGGUGUUAGUCAACCUUCGGUGGACUUGUUUCUAGUCAUCUCUAUAUUGCUUUGUGACUAAAGCAUGUUAAAUAUGCACUCUACUUGAAAACUGCAUUUAAUUUUUAAGUAAUUACUAUAACUUGUUUAUCGGCAAAUAUAUGCCUCCUCUUAAAAAAUGAACUUUACGGUUAAACCCUUUGGUGUUAGAAAGUACUUCGUAUAUGUUUAUGAGCAUAAGCAGAAACACUGAUAUUGGGUGGAUUCUAUUCAGAUCCUUGUUCAAGUUUAGUCAAGUAGAAGACGACUAGAGCCAGACAGAUCGCCGGAGGUUUGGAAGCUGUGCCGCCGCUGCUGUGCCGCUGCCGUUGGGAUCGCCAGAAAUAGCCAAUCGUCACCACCACCUUGUUCGUUUGUUGAUUUAUUUUAUUCGUCAGAUAAUUGAGGUAACAGGAACGAUGAAUAAUGAGAGGGUCUUGGA
Molecule: messenger RNA, 3023 nt
Organism: Cuscuta campestris
Lineage: Eukaryota; Viridiplantae; Streptophyta; Magnoliopsida; Solanales; Convolvulaceae
Source: the annotation of a GenBank genome assembly